AUGGAGUCGGAGUCAGAGUUGUGCCAAAUAGGAGAAGCAGCGAGAAUUUCAAUCUUGUGUUCUUCUUUCUGUUCGUCUUGGUGGAUUGGAUCACAUCGGCGAGCGAGGGCUGUAAUCACUCAAGAUGUCGUCACCUCCGGCGCCGGGGGCCAGCACACGGAACUACGGAAGCGCCGCCGCACCUCGGACCCCGGACCUCGCUGGGCGUCGCUGCCUGAAGAUCUGGUUGGCGUGCUGGCGUCGCGCUUGCUGGCCGGCGACCUGCUGGACUACGUCCGCUUCCGAGCCGUCUGCACCAGCUGGCGGUCCGGCACCGCCUCCCCGCGCGGCCGCGGCGUCGCCGACCCGCGCUUCCACCCGCGCCGCUGGAUGAUGCUUCCCGAGGGCCACUGCCUCUACCCCGGUCACCCCGACCUGCGCGGGUACGUUCGCUUCCUCAACCUCGACACGGGGACCUUGGUACGCGUCCGGAUCCCGCUCCUCGGGGACCACUGCGUCAUCGACUCGGUCGACGGCCUCCUCCUGCUGCUGCGGGACCCGGACCAGGAAGGCGCCGUUCGCCUCCUCCACCCUUUCACCGGCGACAUCGCCGAGCUCCCACCCCUAGGGACCCUCCUCCCGCAGCUGGGCUCACGGCUGCUCAGCUGUCCUGCACCAUACAGGAUCAGAAGACUUGCAAGAGUCGUCUGUGCUUCUGUUUCCUGCAACGCUGGAGCCAUGACCAUCAUGCUUGCACUUCAUGAGGUAUACCGUGUAGCCUUUGCUACCUCCCUGGACCGGCAAUGGACUCUGUCAAGCUGGGAAUGCCCAAUAUGCUAUCCACCAUUGUCAUUCCAAGGCAAGCUAUACAUGUUGCAUACUCCCAGAUUAUGUGGCAAAAAGAUACACCAGGUUCUCCAGAUUGACCCACCUGUGCAGGAUGGAGCGGGCGCAGGUCGUUCACUACAACAGCCAAAGUUGAUCGCCACAAUCCCUGCACACAAACUCAUCAAUCCUGACGGUCUGGUAGAAUGUGGUUCAGAGAUCCUGGUGCUUGGCCACAACGAUUUGUCUGGGUCGCAAAUUUUAGUUUGCAAACUCGCGGACCUUGUGCUGCAAAGGUUUAUCCCAAUAAAAAGCAUCGGAGGCAAUACCUUGUUCCUUGAAGAAAGGAACAUAAGUGUCUCCUCUAAGGUACUGCCUACAGUCAAGGGUGACAAUGUUGUCUACAUUCAUUCAGGACCACCCUAUCUUGCUCAAUACCACCUCAGUAGUGGCAGCUUGUCACCGGCAAUUGAUAAUUGCAGCCUGUAUGGCCGUGCACCGGGACCUAGUAGCCUCGUCCACUAUAUCUUCAGCUGCUGCAUUCGUAAUCGGUGGAGCAGAGGACUAAUAUUCAGAAGGAAUGCACUAGGUUGGUCCGUGCAAGAUGAAGAGCAAGUUCAAUAAUAAGGCGUAAACCAACACCUGGCGACCAGUUUACCAGCAUGAAAAGGAUAAGAGAUUCUUGGUCGUUGACAAACAUUACCAUUCCUUCCAUUAUGUAUGACUUUCACAGUACCAUGUAGUAUUAAGUUACUAUUGUUGUUUACAAAUCUUUAUCUAUGUGCUGCAUUCUCGCACCGCUGAAUUGUUGUAAUGUGGAUUUUAACAGAUCUGUUAGUAUAUCUCUCUCGGUAUAAAUGUGAUGUUCUGGUGGAAACUGAACACCUUUUUCUUUUCAAAUUCUAACAAAGAAAUGACAUGCUCAUACAUUGGUUCUUCAGGCACUUUGCUAUGUGGCCUAACUUUUGUGUUAUGAAAAAUUGGUUUGUUUGAUAAAAUUGGUAGAAUAAAUUGAUUUAGAGUAAUGAUAUUUGGUUGAUGUUUAUGAGUUGCUAAGAUAUGUUUAUGUUAGCGUGUUGGUUUUUUUUAAGUUUGUGUGGUGUUAUAUGAACUGAUCUUGAGUCAAGUUGGAAGGAUUUGUGCUCGUACUCGAUUGUUGUUUAAUUUAUGUGUAGGUAUCGCUCAAAGGCGAACGUGGUCGGUGACGGAUCAGCGAACUAAGUUUAGGGAGGAAAUGAGGUUCGACGACUAGAUUCAGGAGGAACUGAGGUCGUGGUGAUCGAGAAUGUCAUGCAGGACGUUCGAGCUGAGAAAACAAUGCAUAUGCAGAUAAGGCUUCGCGAUGGAUACAGAAAGCGAUCUGAUUGUGAGAGGACGUGAAGACUGAUUCGUGUUGAAGUCAGAGCAGGCUCGAGGGAGUUGUGUGGUAGUUGAACUUGAGGCAAGAGUUAGUAUCGAAGACGGACUCUGAGUUGGUUACGUAUAUGCAUGUAUGUAUAGGAGAUGUGUAUGCAUGAUUACGUAAGAGUUGUUGGCUAAUUAGCUUAAUUAGCGGAAGUUAUUUGUCCUCUUGUGAUUAGAAAAGGAUAGAGAUCAGAUGAAUAUGAUAGGGAGUUGUAGUUUGAUUCGGUCAUAUUUGUGCAUAUGGCUAUCCUAUAAAUAUAGAGGUUUGCUGUAUUGGGUAGGAGAAUGCAGAACAGGGCAGCACAACGCAGCAGAGAGAUAGAGAAACUUGUGA
Molecule: messenger RNA, 2542 nt
Organism: Phragmites australis (common reed)
Lineage: Eukaryota; Viridiplantae; Streptophyta; Magnoliopsida; Poales; Poaceae
Exons: 4
Coding region: 1-1428 (475 amino acids)
Molecular function (GO): protein binding
Source: RefSeq, a predicted model, not a curated record